Molecule: messenger RNA, 1343 nt
Organism: Harmonia axyridis
Lineage: Eukaryota; Metazoa; Arthropoda; Insecta; Coleoptera; Coccinellidae
Gene: Nthl1
Product: endonuclease III-like protein 1
Exons: 3
Coding region: 207-1211 (334 amino acids)
Biological process (GO): base-excision repair; nucleotide-excision repair; base-excision repair, AP site formation
Cellular component (GO): nucleus
Molecular function (GO): oxidized pyrimidine nucleobase lesion DNA N-glycosylase activity; DNA binding; DNA-(apurinic or apyrimidinic site) endonuclease activity
Source: RefSeq, a predicted model, not a curated record
AGUUACUGAAGACAACAAAAAUAUUUUACACAUUUUAUGUAUGUACAUUUUUCAAGAAUGUAUAUCAAGGUGUAGGAAUACUGCAAUAAAUAAUAUUUCGAAUGAUUAACAAUUGAUCAAGUAGAAGCUAGUGAAGCUAAUGUGUAUAAAGAAAAUAACCCAUUAGGAGCGUCUAAAUUAUCUGUGAGUUCUAAACUAAACUCAAAAUGCCUAAUCUAAGAAGUAAAAAAGUACUACAAGUUGAAAAGAAAUCACCAAAUACAAAGGAUACACAUUCUAACAAUAAGAGGAAGUUAAAAGCCAGUGAAAUCAAAAUAGAACCAGACGUGUCAGAACAAAAUAACGAUUUAAAGAAGGUUAACGAGGCAGUAUCAAUCAAAAAAGAAAUCGACAUCCCUGUAAUAAAGGUCGAAACACAGGAUAUUGAAGACCUUAAACCUUCACCAAGUUCAAAAUCUAAAAGUGAUUGCAAAAUGCGAAUACCAAAAAUUCCUUUCAAUUGGGAAGUAGUUUUAAAGAACUUGAGAGAAAUGCGUAAGAAUUUUGAUGCCCCUGUUGAUACUAUGGGUUGUGAUAAGUGUCAUGACGAUUCUGCUGAUCCCAAAGUACAAAGAUAUCAACAAUUACUUUCUUUAAUGCUGAGCAGUCAAACUAAAGACCAAGUUACAUUUGCAGCUAUGGAAAGGUUGCGACAACAUGGUUGUAUUAUAGAUAAAAUUUUGGAAACUUCAGAUGAAGAUUUGGGUAAACUGAUAUAUCCAGUUGGAUUUUGGAAAAGUAAAGUUAAAUAUAUCAAAAAAACUACCGCUAGGUUGAAAGAGAAAUAUAAUGGAGACAUACCGAAUUCUGUUGAAGAACUAUGUAAACUGCCUGGCGUAGGACCAAAAAUGGCCCAUAUAUGUAUGAAAACAGCAUGGGGAGAAGUUACAGGAAUAGGUGUGGACACCCAUGUGCACAGGAUAUCCAACAGACUGGGCUGGGUCGAUACAAAGACUCCUGAAGAAACACGAAAAGCAUUGGAAAACUGGUUACCUCGAGAGCUUUGGAGCGAAGUAAACCACUUGUUAGUAGGAUUUGGACAGCAAAUUUGUAAACCUGUGAAACCUCAAUGUCCUACCUGCCUCAAUUAUAUGUUAUGUCCAUUUGGGGCCAAGUAUGUGGCAGAUGAAUUGAAAACUGAGAAGUCGCCCAAGAAAAAAAUUAAGACAUGAAUUCUUUGAUUUUUGGAAAUAUUUCCAAUUUUUUUUUUGAAGAAUUACAUUUUUUAGUAAUUUUGAGGUGUAAUGCAUAAUAUUGAAAUAAUUUAAUCAGGUAUUCAUACAACAUCAUUGAAGACAUUGAAG